AUGGAGUCUUAGAAGACUAAAAAUGCAACUCCUGGAGGUGGAUACUCAGCACCCUCAACCAACACCCAAUCCUCACAAAAUCAAAAGUCAGGGGAAACUACUCAUGUUGAGUAUAAUCCCACGGUUGGUACCUCCUCAGGGGCACAAGAAAGUCUUGUACCUGUUGGCUAUUUCAUGAUUCAAAUUACAAGUAUAGUGAUAUUGAUGAAAUCUUAAUAUGACUCUAAUUUAUUCGAACUUAACUUUACUACAGUUAGCUUCAUCACCUUAACUCUCUUGACUUUUGCUUAUUACCUUUCAUGUUCAUUUACAAAUCCAGGCUAUGUCUUAGGGAAUCAUUUCUUAGACGGAGGAAGUGCUGGUGUAUACAAUCCAAAUUUAGACCCAACUAAAAAGGAAGUUUAUGCUGGAGAUCUCAACAAUUUUAAAGGGUAGCUCAAUAAGAAAGGAUAUCAUAACAGAAAAACAAGUGUUUUAACGAAAGGACUUCAAAUCAGUAGACAUGAGAGAAAUAAAUCUAAGUAAUUAGGUCCUCAGCAACUUGUGCUCCCAGAAUCAACUUUAGAAAAUCUAGAUACAUAUCCAUCAUAACUUUACCCAUCAAAUAGUAACUAGAACGUGUAUGGAACUAACUAUGAAAAGAUUUAACAGUCAAUUAGCACUCUUACUACUCCAACAGGUUCAAUCUCACCUAUUAGUUUUAACUCCGAAAAAAAUGGCCUUGCUGGUGGACAUAAAAGGAUGCCAUCAUUCAUCAAAAGUAUCCCAUUGACGAAGGUUAAUAAAAGUCCUAAUUCUCAUGAGUAAAAUAGAAAAAAGGUCUAUGAGAUUAUUUCCCAAAAGAUCACCUAGAGUAAUGCUACCAUUACUACUAUGAAUGAUGAUGAAUUAAAUACAUAUCAAGAUCAAAAUGAGGAUCAAAAUAUAGCAAACUUAAACAAUAAUAAUUUGUAUCAGCUGAAUUUAUAGGAAAAUGAUAGCUCACCAACUAGAAAUAAUGUUAGUGUACUUAGCUUUAAGGAGAAAUUCGAUCAAGAUAAACUUGUGACUAUAAAUGCUUCGACAUAGGAAAGAACAAACCUAGAUGAUGAUAUUAUUGGCCAGCAGUUUCAAACUUAAACUUCACCAAAAUAGCUCUAAAUUAAUCAGCAAUCUUUAAAUUAAGCUUAAGCUAAUUAAGCAUAAAAUAGUGCUAAUAAAAAUACAGUUGGGGAAAUCUAAAAAAGAGCUCUCAUUUCAAGAUAUCAAAUGAGAAGCGAUUAAAUGUGCUUGCAAGUAAUUGACUCAGUAAUCGAAGAGGGGGAGUCUUUUGAUAAUUAUUAGGAUAUUGAACUAGGAAUGGCAGUUCCUAAUUCCAAGAAAAAUAAGAUUAAUAAAAAGCGUCAAGAUAAACAGAAUCAAAUGUUUUAAUCUAACACCUCACACAAUUAGUUGAAUGAUGAAUAAAAUGCUUAUACUGAUGAAAUUGAAAAUCAAGGUAACUAAGAAAAACAUAGCCAGCCAAUCGAUGAUGAAAAUGACGAUGUAAUAUUAUUCGUUGAGUACAAAUAUUGUACCGUUUGUCAUAUUGAACAGCCCUUGAGAUGUAAGCAUUGUAAAAAUUGCGACCAUUGCGUUGCUACCUAUGAUCAUCAUUGCCCUUGGAUUGGAAACUGCGUCGGUGAGAGAAAUAGAAAGAACUUUUUCUGGUUUCUAAUUUACUAAUCAUUUCAACUCAUAUUCGCCUUAUUAAUUGUAAUCACUAGACUUUCUUAAUUGAUUAUAGUGUGCAGAUGUAUUGAUUAAUAAAAACUCAUUAGCAUCGAUAAAUUAGCUACUAUUGAUACUCAAUUACUUAUUGGUCAUUGUGAUUUUAGGCUUUUUCUUCAUGGUAUCAUCUUUACUAGUAUUUCAUGUGUUCUUGGCUUCAAAAAAUCUCACAACUUGUAUUUUUUUAUUAUUUAAUUUAGUUUAGGGGAAUAUCUUUCCUGGAUGAAAAUAUCCUAUAUGAAAGUUUGGCCUAAAAGAUACGGAUCUCCUUUUUCUAAAAACAGUCUAAAAGCUAAUUUACGACUUUACUUCUGUCAUAAAUUCGCUAAAUCAAAGCAAAUAUAUCAAUGGCAUAUGCCAAAUAAGUUGCCUAAACUCAAAUGA
Messenger RNA from Stylonychia lemnae, 2133 nucleotides. The record is from the annotation of a GenBank genome assembly. NCBI's taxonomy places the organism in Eukaryota, Ciliophora, Spirotrichea, Sporadotrichida, Oxytrichidae.